CCCAUAACAUACUGUGGCGGGAACAGGCCAUCUGGAGCUUGUUGAAGCAUACUCUACUUUCAACGUCUCACUUCCCGCUCGCAAUUCGACCCAGAACACGCUGAAGCUUGUCCAUUUCGCGAUCGGGGGGGCACAACACAACAUACUACAUACAUAACGCAAGCUUCAGUGUUCCAAAUUCAUUGAUUUGCAUCCAGCCAACAAGAGGUGAUGACGUUUUCUACUUCCCUAGAUAUUAUUCCUAGAACGAGGUCCACCGUCAUUGAGCACUGUCGCGCGACUUGCAGCCACGUCGACAAAGACAUAGCCGGAUUCAACGAGGACAUGGGUGGCCUUCGCUCUCGCAGGAUCACUUUCUCCUGUAUAUCUUGGCUUCCACCCGAGAUUCUCACUACUGUCUUCACAUACAUCGUAGAAGAGGACACUCUCAAGAGUCAUACGGGCACACCCCGCCCUUGUGCUGCUCCUAUUUCCAUGAUAAUCACGCACGUCUGCAGGCACUGGCGCCAGGUGGCCCUCGAGUGCCCUACUCUUUGGGCCUCUCUCAAUUGUACAUUAUGUUUGAGAGAUCGAAGAAAAGCCGCUUUGGUUGUCAUCUACAAGUCACCGGGCUCGUUGCAAAAAUGUUUCCAGCGGAUUUUUUCACAGUUACCUCGAAUCAAAUUCCUCCAGUUGUGCUCAUAUCCGUGGGAGGUCAAUCGCAUUUUGGACCGCUUAUCAUCGCAGCCCGCACCGUCGCUUCAAACAUUCAAAUUUUCGGUUGCGAGGAAAUCUCACACAAGAGUCAUCAGGCCCAUAUCGGAUGCUAUUUUUCAAGGACAAGCCCCCCUACUUCGGAGCGUUGAGCUUACAGAGUGCACCUUCAGCUGGACGUCCUGUAUCUUUAGUGGGCUUCGAACUCUAGAUUUGAGACGAAUAGGAUCCGCCUCUUAUCCUACUCUAUCGCAGCUCCUGUCAGCUCUGAGACGUAUGCCUGAGUUGGAGCAGCUUACGCUUGGGCUGUCGUCCAGAAUUUCUGAUGACGCCGAGCUCUCCGACCAAUUGGAUGCCUGCACCCUCCGAAAUGCUGUAUCUCUCUUCUCAUGUCUAGCCUUUCCCGUUAAUGUCAAGAUCUCUCUCAAUCUCGCGCCAAUUGGAAGCUGUCUUUCUGACCUAUUUUCGGCCAUGUACAAGGAUCCUGGCGGACCUGGUCAUAUCCUUCGGUCAAUGCGCGCCAGUCUUUCGUACCAUACAUUCGGCGUCCAAUUCGGCACAUCAACGGCAUUCAAAUCUGAGUAUUUUUGGGACCCUCGUGACGAUGAUAUACCACUCUCAAUUCAAUUCAAAUGCAGCUCAUCCACUAGAAAGCCACCCAUCAUAUUUGAUAUGUGUCAGAUGGUCCCUCGUCGCCAAAUUCAAAGCUUGUUUGUGACUUCCUCCCUUUACCUCCGAGACGAUUUCUGGCGUGUAGGGUCCGCUGACCUUCCGGAGCUCGAAAGUAUCCAGCUGAGCGGGACCUGUAAUAUUAGAAGCCUGGUCGCUGUGCUACAGAGCGGAGGCACACAAAGUUCGGAUAUGGCGUAUCCCUCGCUUCAUGGUCUAGAGCUUGAGAAUAUCGACUUUGGAUGCGGUGAAGCUGAAGAACUUCAGGACAUUGUCAUAAUGCGAGCCAGUCAUGGUGUCGGUAUACACGAACUCCGACUAGUGAAGUGCAGGAAUUUGAUGGACGAUAGGGUGCAGCUCCUUAAGGAAGUGGUUACAAACGUCGAUUGGGACGGGCAUGAAGAAGGCUUGGUGGGCGGCGACGGUUCGGGCGGUGGCUGUCUUUGUCACAUUUGCAGGGAUGAAUCUUCUGGGGAGGACUAUAUGCAGGCACUAUUACAUUCUGAUUAUGAUUAUGAUCCUGAUUCUGAUACAUAUUCGGAAGAUUAGUUUCUGUUCGACUGUAUAGAUCUGGGACAAGUUAUGAUCUUAGUCGAAUAUCCGCUACUUCGCUCAUUUAGCCGCAUCACAAAUCCCUUCUUCUCUCAUACGAAAUUCGGUUGAUAGAAAC
This is a messenger RNA of Suillus subalutaceus, 2032 nucleotides long. RefSeq lists its product as uncharacterized. The record is from RefSeq and is a predicted model, not a curated record. Bases 211 to 1911 code for a protein of 566 amino acids. The transcript is spliced from 4 exons. Lineage: Eukaryota; Fungi; Basidiomycota; Agaricomycetes; Boletales; Suillaceae.